Synchiropus splendidus (mandarinfish) is the source of this 2157-nucleotide messenger RNA. RefSeq names its product retinoblastoma binding protein 8 (gene rbbp8). The coding region runs from base 123 to 2048 and encodes 641 amino acids. Gene Ontology annotation, cellular component: site of double-strand break. Gene Ontology annotation, biological process: double-strand break repair via homologous recombination; DNA double-strand break processing involved in repair via single-strand annealing. Gene Ontology annotation, molecular function: single-stranded DNA binding; double-strand/single-strand DNA junction binding; damaged DNA binding. The transcript has 19 exons. NCBI's taxonomy places the organism in Eukaryota, Metazoa, Chordata, Actinopteri, Syngnathiformes, Callionymidae. The record is from RefSeq and is a predicted model, not a curated record.
GAGCGGGUAGUUUAUUUUGUUUCGUUUCCGUAGCGUACAAGAAAACAAGAGAAGCGUUUUGUUGGUGUCACUUUGAGCCCAUUGUCGAUUACCGUGCGUUUGAAAGGAGACCGCUGGUCAAGAUGAGCAGUCCAGACCUGAGCAACAGGUCGACCGCUGUUGCUGACCUUUUCCAGGAUUUGUACAGGCAACUAGGGAAAUGCCACGAUGAUGCACUUCAAGAACUGCAGGAGAAAGUGUCAAAGCUGAAGAGGGAGAGAUCUUUAGAUGCACAGAAACUGGAAGUGUAUUACAAACGCAACCAGCAGCUGAAGGAGCAAAACAAAUCACUGCAGGAGGCUGUGAAUCUCCUGGACGACAGGCUUAAAACAAGUGACUGUGUUCGCUGUGGAAAGUUGGAGGAAAACUUGAAAAACAGCCAGGAAUUGAACGAGUCUAUCAUCAGGAAACUAAAGGCUGAAAUAAACAACCUGGAGUAUGAAAACCAGAAAUUACAUGCUAGAUUGCAGAAGUUAAAUGCCCCUAAAUUGCAGUCGGCCUCAUCCCCGGAUGCUGAAGACGGCAUUAUUCCAGACUCCCCCGUCCUGGCAAGCUCGCUGCCUGUUUCAAAUAAGCUAAAGAAACGAAAGAAUUCUAACAAACCAAAGCAUGUCCGCUAUUUAGAGAUUCCACUUUCUUCAUCCAGCGUGACAUUCUUCAGUGAUCUGAAGAAAGAGUCGGAUAAAGUGACCAAAGCUGAGGUUCUUGUGCCAAACACCUGUGAACUUGAAGCAUCACCAGUUUUCGGUACAAAUAUCUAUGAUGAAAACAUGGUGAUUGCAGAAACGUGUGCGCUGGAGCUUCACAGCAAACCUCGCACUAAACCUGACACAGCUCAACAGAAGAACACCAAGGCCGCUCAGAUGGCAGAUGUUCGGAUGAACAGCAUCACGUCUUUCUUUCCAUCCAAGCCGCACCACUCCUCCUCCUCCCUGAUCCACAGUCCACACUCGACCACGGCAAAGUCUCCCUCCCUGCUUACCAGCAUCAAGCGCGGACUGGAAAUCGACGCUAUAAGCAAAGCCAAACGGGUGAAAGAGGGAAGUGAAGAUGAAGUGGAGGGCAAAGAGGAGAGUGUCAUGUCGAAGAGAGUUAAAAAGUUGACCGAGACUGAAGCAGAUCAAAGAAGCAGCAAAGGUGUUGCUGAGCAAAGCUUCAAGGAAACAUCUGGCAGCAAGGAGAAGUCAGAACCCGGCAGAAACAUCAACCAAACAGUGAACAGCGGAAGUCCCGAGUUCAAGAAGCCCAACAGGACAGAUGCAGCUCACCGAAGAUCUGAUGCUCCAGGCGGUGACCAGAAACAUGACGUGGAGCCCAUGUGGAGCAUCGACCCUGCACUGGCACUGUCGAUGUACGAAAGUGAGCCGGAGAAGGAGGAAACGCAGGCCUGUAACGGAGAGUUGGAGGACAGUGACUGCACCUGGAUCAGCCACAGUGUUCUCCAGGAGCAUAGUGAGCACGAUCAAGACCAUGCGGCUGAGCCUGGGAUCGGAGAGAAGGCCAAUGACAGUUUGGAGCGAAUGUUUGACACCAGUGAGUGUGGCGAAUACAGAUCCUAUAACUGUUCAGAGUUGGGUCAGAACCACAGAGACGGUGAUGAUGAUGAUGAGAAGGAUGAAGAUCAUGGGUCUCCUGAAAGCUCUCCAAGCUUUAUGAGAAGACGGAAAGAUGGGCAAGCGACAUUCGCGCACGUGGCUGUGGUCCGCAAGAAAGAGGAAAGAAGAAAACUGAAGGGCACCACGUGCAAGGAGUGUGAGAUCUACUACGCUCACUUGCCUGAGGAAGAGAAGCAGAAGAAGUUAGGCGCUUGUUCGAGACAUCGAUUUCAGUACUUACCUCCUGCAACUCCUGAAAACUUUUGGGAAGUUGGAUUUCCGUCUACUCAAACAUGCAUCGAUCGAGGUUACAUCCACGAAGAGACAAACCCCCAGGCACGCAUGCGAAGACGACAACCUUUCAACGCUCUCUUCUCCCAGAAGAAGAAACAGCCUGAGACCCAGACAUCGUGAAAUGAACACUGAACCAGGUUUGGUUUAAGAAGCACGGCCUUCAAGUUACACUGUACACUUUAUAUAAAUUUUAUUUAAUCUAUUUAAUUGAGCGUUUGUCAGACUAAAU